Molecule: messenger RNA, 639 nt
Organism: Triticum turgidum subsp. durum (durum wheat)
Lineage: Eukaryota; Viridiplantae; Streptophyta; Magnoliopsida; Poales; Poaceae
Source: the annotation of a GenBank genome assembly
AUGGCCGGGGCGAGGACGGACCGGCCGGUGUCGCCGCUUCGUGGACCCCGCCGUCGAUACUCCCGAUGCGCCAUCACUCCCCCGCGCAUAAAUGUGGCAAGGUCACUUCUUCCCCUCAGCUCCACCCCACCCCACCCACCCAGUCCAUUCCCCGUCGCCCUCACGCUCUUCGUGCUCGCCGCCUCCCUUCGCGUGCUGCCUCAUGGCUUCCAUCGCCGGAUCUGCCGUGUCCUUCGCCAAGCCCGUCAAGGUACAAUGUAUAUUAUACACAAUUAUUUAUUUUCUCUUGCAAUCAACACGAACUCACUCUCUUUCUCUGGUGCAAGGAGGGGCAAUGCAUUUCUUCGCUUGCAGCCAGUGCCGAUGAGAUUUGCUGUUUGCUGCUCAGCAAAGCAGGAUACAGUGGAGAAGGUUUGUGAAAUUGUUAAGAAGCAGCUUGCUGUUCCUGAAGGCACUGAAGUUUGCGGUACCACCAAGUUUUCUGACCUUGGAGCUGAUUCACUGGACACGGUCGAGAUUGUGAUGGGCCUUGAGGAGGAGUUCCAGAUCAGCGUGGAGGAGACGAGCGCGCAGGCAAUUGCGACAGUUGAAGAUGCUGCCACGCUCAUUGACAAGCUUGUCUCUGCGAAGUCAUCUUGA